GUGCACGCACGCGCACUCGAAGAAUAUUCUGGACAAAUGACAGAAUACUUGGAAACGUCUUCCGGCUGCUUGUUGCAAGAUUUACAUUGCCUGUCAUUUAUUGUUAAAUCUGAGUAAGGCGCAUUAUUUAAUGUGAAUAUUUGCAAUGCAGGCUCUCACACCUCACGUGUACUGGGCGCAGCGGCAUGGGGAGAUAUACCUGCGAGUGGAGAUCAGUGAUGGACAGAGUCUCAGUAUUGGUGUAGAAGAAAACAUCCUUCACUUCAAAGGUCAAGGGCAUGGAGCGAAAGGAGAAAAUGAAUAUGAAUUCAGUCUGGAAUUCCUAAAACCUGUUAAACCUGAGGUGAAACACAAAUCCACCCAGCGACAGGUGAAUAUCACAGUAAAGAAGCAGGAGCACGUCUGGUGGAAUCGACUCACUAAACAAGAGAAGAAGCCUCUGUUUUUAGCACCUGAUUUUGACCGCUGGCUGGAUGAGUCAGAUGCAGAAAUGGAGCUCAGAGAGAAGGAAGAGAAAAUAAACAAAAUCAACAUUGAGUCAAGGGUUCGUAAGGACCCUUUUCUUGGCUUGAAAAAAGGUUUUCUCUUUAUGUACAACUUGGUCCAGUUCCUCGGUUAUUCCUGGAUAUUUGUCAACAUGACUGUACGUCUGUUCAUUCUUGGGCAAGAUUCUUUCUACGACACAUUUCAUACUAUUGCCGACGUGAUGUACUUCUGUCAGAUGCUGGCGAUAAUGGAGGUUAUUAAUCCUGCUGUUGGGUUGGUUAAGACUGGAGUCAUGCCUGCUUUCAUUCAGGUGAUGGGGAGGAACUUCAUCCUUUUUGUCAUAUUUGGCACUUUAGAGGAAAUGCAGAACAAGCCAGUGGUCUUCUUUGUCUUCUAUCUAUGGAGUAUGAUUGAGAUAUUCAGGUAUCCUUUCUACAUGUUGGCCUGCAUUGAUACGGAGUGGAAGUUGUUGACUUGGUUGAGAUACACCAUAUGGAUACCGCUGUACCCUCUCGGAGUUCUAUCUGAAGCUGUGGCGGUGAUCCAGUCCAUCCCCAUCUUUGAUGAAACCAAACUCCUCAAUAUUCCUCUGCCUAAAGCCAUUGGGACCUCUCUCAGCUUUUCCUACAUCCUGCAGCUCUACCUGGUGAUCAUGUUCUUUGGGCUCUUCAUCAACUUCCGCCACCUCUUCAAGCAAAGGAGUAGACGGUUUCGCACAAAAAAGAGGAAAGCCAACUGAGAGGAAGGGGAAG
Messenger RNA from Sinocyclocheilus grahami, 1238 nucleotides. Its product is annotated as very-long-chain (3R)-3-hydroxyacyl-CoA dehydratase-like. Gene Ontology annotation, molecular function: 3-hydroxyacyl-CoA dehydratase activity. Lineage: Eukaryota; Metazoa; Chordata; Actinopteri; Cypriniformes; Cyprinidae. The coding region runs from base 146 to 1225 and encodes 359 amino acids. Gene Ontology annotation, biological process: sphingolipid biosynthetic process; very long-chain fatty acid biosynthetic process; fatty acid elongation. The transcript has 11 exons. Gene Ontology annotation, cellular component: endoplasmic reticulum membrane. The record is from RefSeq and is a predicted model, not a curated record.